AUGACGCCUCAUCCCUCGGGUGUGCCAGCUGUCCAAGUGACCCAGGAGACAGAGCAGCCCUUCCAGGGCGUCUUCGACGACGAAGUGACCUGCGUGGCGUCGGCUCCGACCAGCCCGGCUCUCGUGCGGGGGAACUGCGCCGACGAGGAAGGGGGUGGCUCCCGAGGGGCCUCGAGGAAGCUCCGGACAAGACGCGGGGGACGCAGCCGGCCCAAGAGUGAGUUGGCUCUGAGCAAGCAGCGACGGAGCCGGCGCAAGAAGGCCAAUGACCGCGAGCGCAAUCGAAUGCACAACCUCAACUCGGCCCUGGACGCACUUCGCGGCGUCCUGCCCACCUUUCCCGACGAUGCCAAGCUUACCAAGAUCGAGACGCUCCGCUUCGCGCACAACUACAUCUGGGCGCUGACGCAGGCGCUGCGCAUAGCAGAUCAUAGCCUCUACGGGUUGCAGCCACCCACACCGCCCUGCGUGGAGCUGGGCUGCCAGGACGGCGGCUCCCCGGGGGACUGGGGCUCCCUCUACUCCCCGGUCUCCCAGGCGGGCAGCCUGAGUCCCGCCGCCUCGCUGGAGGAGCGUCACGGGCUGCAGGCGCCUACCUCUCCUGCUGGUCUGCGCCCCAGCGCCUUAGCUCUUUCAGACUUUCUAUGA
Neogale vison (American mink) is the source of this 648-nucleotide messenger RNA. RefSeq names its product neurogenin 3 (gene NEUROG3). The record is from RefSeq and is a predicted model, not a curated record. The transcript has a single exon. Lineage: Eukaryota; Metazoa; Chordata; Mammalia; Carnivora; Mustelidae. The coding region runs from base 1 to 648 and encodes 215 amino acids. Gene Ontology annotation, molecular function: protein dimerization activity.